AUGAGACAGACACUGAGACACGGCCGUGAGGGGACAUCAGGACUAACUGUCCUGACCUGUGUGUGUCUCCAGUCUCAUUGGAGGAGGUUUGUCCAGCAGAGGACGUACAGACGGAGACUGCAGUUCCUCUACAGCAACUGGAGAGCAGUUGUCAAGAUUCAGGCGUCUGUGAAGAUGUGGUUGGAGAGCAGAAAGUAUCGAGAUCGACUGAGUUUCUUCAAACGUCACGUUGGUGCUGUGAUAAAGAUCCAGGCUUUCUUCAGAGCCAACCGAGCUCGAGAGGAAUACAGGAUGCUGGUGCACUCGGCCACGCCCCCUCUGUCCGUGGUCAGGAAGUUUGUCCACCUGCUGGACCGCGGCGACGGUGACAUCACCGAGGAGGCGGAGCUUCUGCGUCUGAGGGAGGAAGUCGUCCGGAGUAUCCGCUGCAACCGCCAGCUGGAGGCAGACCUGCACCUGAUGGACCUGAAGAUCGGCCUUCUGGUCCGCAACAGAGCCACGCUGCAGGAAGUGGUGUCUCACUGUAAGAAGCUGACUAAGAAGAACAAGGAGCAGCUGUCGGACAUGAUGGACGUGGAGAGGAGCAAAGGACUGAAAGCUCUGAGCCGAGAGAGGAGAGAGAGACUGGAGGCCUACCAGCACCUGUUCUACCUGCUGCAGACCCAGCCUGUGUACCUGGCCCAGCUGAUCUUCCUGAUGCCUCAGAGUCGCUCCACCAGCUUCAUGGAGAUGUUGGUGUUCAGUCUGUUUAACUACGGCUCAGACAGCAGGGAGGGCUUCCUGCUGCUGCAGCUGUUCACCACCGCACUCACACAGGAGAUCAGGGAGAAGGUGGAGCAGCCUCAGGACGUCGUCACCGGGAACCCCACCGUCAUCAAGAUGCUGGUGAACUUCUACCGCCACGCUCACGGUCAGAACUCCUUGCGGGAGUCCCUGGGUCCGGCUCUGCAGGACGUCCUGCUGGACCGCACGCUCAGCAUCCGGACGGACCCGGUGGACGUCUAUAAAACUUGGAUCAAUCAGACCGAGACGCAGACCGGACACAAAAGCUCUCUGCCCUACGAGGUCUCCCCCGCCGACGCUCUGAGUCACCCUGAAGUCCAGAGACGCAUCGACAUCGCCAUCAUCAACCUCAAGAACCUGACAGACCGCGUCCUCAACGCCAUCACCUCCAACCUGCACAGACUGCCGUACGGGUUGCGCUACACGGCGAAGGUGCUCAGAGACGCUCUGAAAGCAAAGUUUCCUGACGCCAGCGAGGAGGAACUCUAUAAGAUCGUGGGGAACCUGGUCUACUACCGCUACAUGAACCCGGCCGUCGUGGCACCGGACGGCUUUGACGUGGUGGACCGCUCGGCGGGCUCGGCCCUGCAGCCGGAGCAGCGCCAUAUCCUGGGCUCCAUCGCCCGCACGCUGCAGCACGCCGCCGCCAACAAGCACUUCCACGGGGACGGGUACCACGUCAGGGCCCUAAACCAGUACAUCAGCCAGACGCACCGCCGGUUCAGGAAGUUCCUGGGGGGGGUGUGUGACGUCCCUGAACCAGAAGACAGAUUCAACAUGGACGAAUACUCAGAGCUGCUCAUCGUCAACAAGCCGGUCGUCUACAUGUCUGUCAGCGAGCUGCUCAACACACACACAUUGUUGUUGGAUCACCAGGAGGUUUUGUGUCCCGACCCCUCCGAUCCUCUCAGGCUGCUGCUCAACGACCUCGGAUCAGUCCCCAGCCUGCAGGAGCUCACCGGAGACUCGUCCUCGGCAGCAGAUCCAGGAUCUGAGGUUUCUCUCACUCUCACCAACAAGUUUGACAUCUUUAGCGAGUCGGAGGACAAACCAGACGCCAGAGGACUGCUGCUCAGCACAAAGCAGCUGAUCAUCGAUGUGAUCAGGACGCAGUCAGGUGACUCUCUGAGAGACAUUCUCAGAGCCUCUGGGUCACAUGACCAGGAAGCGUGUCAUGAUUGGCUGAUGCGGCGGCGAGCUCAGCAGGACGCUCGCACGCCGAGCAAGAUGAAGAGGAACGAGUCGCUGGUCGCCAACGGCAACCUGAGAUUGGAGGAGAAGAAGAGAAAGAUCCUGAGAUGUCUUCGUCGUCUGGAGGGACUCGGAGUCCUGAGACCCCCCAACGCCGACGACCACAUCCUGCAGAUGAUCGCCAAGGACAUCCGUCAGCAGCGCGUGCACCGCCAGCGGCGGGGGGCGGAGCUUCGGAAGCUGCGUCAGACUCUCCGCUGCCUGCAGGACAAGAGCAGCUUCCACAGCGAGCAGGUGGACUACUACAGACAUUACAUCACUUCCUGUCUGGACCAGCUGGGGCAACGCAGUAAAUCGACCAAUAAGAAGAAGCUUCCUGCUCUGAGCUACAGCGCCGCCCGGCUGCAGGAGAAAGGAGUUCUACUGGAGAUACAGGACCUGCCCCCUGCUCAGUUUAAGAACGUCGUGUUCGACAUCGUCCCCGGAGCGCAGAACGGGACGUUCAACGUCAAAGCUCGAUUCCUCGGCAUCGAGAUGGAAGAGUUCCCGCUCAAAUACCAGGAUCUGCUGCAGCUGCAGUACGAGGGCGUGGCCGUGAUGAAGAUGUUCGAUAAAGCAAAGAUCAACGUCAACCUGCUCAUCUUCCUCCUCAACAAGAAGUUCUUCAAGAAGUGAAGUCUCUGGUUUUAUAUUUACAACAGAGUGACACGUCCUCCUUCUCCUAUCUCUGGUUUAUAUUUACAACAGAGAGACACGUCCUCCUUCUCCUAUCUCUGGUUUAUAUUUACAACAGAGUGACACGUCCUCCUUCUCCUAUCUCUGGUUUAUAUUUACAACAGAGUGAUACAUCCUCCUCUCCUAUCUCUUUUUUAUAUUUACAACAGAGUGACACGUCCUCCUAUCUCUGGUUUAUAUCCUACAUCAUGUUUUUAUAUUUUCAACAGAGUGACACGUCCUCCUACUCCUAUCUCUGUUUUAUAUUUACAACAGAGUGAUACAUCCUCCUCUCCUAUCUCUUUUUUAUAU
Molecule: messenger RNA, 3000 nt
Organism: Etheostoma cragini (Arkansas darter)
Lineage: Eukaryota; Metazoa; Chordata; Actinopteri; Perciformes; Percidae
Product: ras GTPase-activating-like protein IQGAP3
Exons: 19
Coding region: 1-2649 (882 amino acids)
Biological process (GO): regulation of actin cytoskeleton organization; regulation of GTPase activity
Cellular component (GO): cytoplasm
Molecular function (GO): actin filament binding; calmodulin binding; GTPase activator activity
Source: RefSeq, a predicted model, not a curated record